ACAGUCUAUGGUAGCAACAUUGCGUUGGAAAAAUGGCGACUUCCACAAGUAGCAACGUGAACGUAGAUGAGCCCGAAGGAGUGGCAAAUAAAUCGUCUAAAAAGGACAUAAACAACAAAGUGGACCUUGUUAUCAAUAAUAGGAAGCAUGCCAAUUAUGUUUUUGACAUACUGGAAUAUUUACAGGCAGUCAAAGAGAAGGAUGUUGUCUGUGCGGUCAAUGCUUGCAACAAGCUGUUCUGCGCGCUGCUGAAGAGGGGAGACCUGUUUGUCGGCCAGUUGCCCAGUGAAGAGGACAUGCUCUCCGCUGAGCACAGCGCUGAGCAGAAGUACCGCAUGUUCAUGCGCCAUCGCUACAACAGCUGCACAGACCUGCUGCUGGAGCUGAUGCACCACGAGUCCUUCCAGGUCAAGGAAGGUGCCCUGCUCACCCUAAUGAAGUUUGUGACGAUGGAGGGGAAGUUUCCUCUCCUGGCUGUGGACUGGGAGGAGCACUACCACUUCCCCAGAGAACUGCUGAAGGCAGUGGUCGGGCAGCUGCUGUCGGAGAAGGAGGACAUGGCCUUGCUGAUCUCCAGGUUCCAGGAGUUCCUGGAGAUGGAGGACGUGCGUUACUACGUCAUGAGCUCCGUUAGCGACAGCGUUGCCCGGGUGAUGGAGAAAGCCAAAGGGGUGGCGCUGCCAGUGUACCAGGGCAACGUGUUCCUCCUGGCCUCCAGUGUCUGCAUGCCCAGCAAGGAGGCGGAGCUCUCCAACUUUCUGGUGAAGCAGGCAGCUAAACAAGGGGACUGGAAGGCGGCCAAGUUCAAGGAACACAGGCGGGCGUUCGAGAGGAUGUGGCUCUGCUUUCUCAAGUACAAGUUGCCUAGCAGCAUGUACAAGAAGGUCCUGGUGAUUCUGCACGACUCCAUCCUGCCCCACAUGAGCAAGCCCACCCUGAUGAUCGACUUCCUGACUGCGGCCUACGAUGUGGGGGGCGCUAUAAGCUUGCUGGCUCUGAACGGACUGUUUGUGCUAAUUCACCAACACAAUCUUGACUACCCUGACUUCUACAAGAAGCUGUACGGCCUGCUGGAGCCGUCUGUGUUCCACGUGAAGUACAGAGCGCGUUUCUUCCACCUGGCCAACAUCUUCCUCUCCUCCAGCCACCUGCCCGUCUACCUGGUGGCGGCCUUUGCCAAGCGUCUGUCCCGGCUGGCCCUGACGGCGCCCCCUGCUGCCCUGCUCAUGGUACUGCCGUUCAUCUGCAACCUGAUCCGCCGGCACCCGGCCUGCCGUGUGCUGAUCCACCGGCCCAGCGCGCCCGGCGAACCCUGCGAUGACCCCUACCUGAUGGAGGAGGACGACCCCGCCCACUGCCACGCCCUGGAGAGCAGCCUGUGGGAGCUGCAGACCCUGCAGAAGCACUACCACCCGGAUGUAGCCAAAGCUGCCAUGGCGAUCAACAAGCCUCUGACGGAGGAGGAGGAUGACAUCAGCGAGCUGCUGGAGCUCUCGGCCUAUGAGCUGUUUGAGAGGGGUCUGAAGCAGAAGGAGAAGCAGGCGGUGCCGCUGGAGUUUGAGGUGGCCACGCAGCUCCUGGGGGGCUCUGGGGGGGUUUUGGGGGCUCACUUCUCCCUGGAGUAGCCUGCACCCGGCUGGACUCCGAAGCCUCCCCCCCAGCCCUCCAAACACCCCUCACACACACACUUCUUUUUCUACAGCCUGUUUUCACUUCAUCUUUUUUUACUUUAUAGGUUAAUUACUGUGAAAUGCACCAAAAUAAACCCUUUAUUUCAAAGCUC
Anguilla anguilla (European eel) is the source of this 1783-nucleotide messenger RNA. RefSeq names its product nucleolar complex associated 4 homolog (gene noc4l). The transcript has 15 exons. Gene Ontology annotation, biological process: ribosome biogenesis. Gene Ontology annotation, cellular component: small-subunit processome; nucleolus; Noc4p-Nop14p complex. Bases 33 to 1625 code for a protein of 530 amino acids. NCBI's taxonomy places the organism in Eukaryota, Metazoa, Chordata, Actinopteri, Anguilliformes, Anguillidae. The record is from RefSeq and is a predicted model, not a curated record.